This is a messenger RNA of Grosmannia clavigera kw1407, 1095 nucleotides long. RefSeq names its product bax inhibitor family protein. The record is from RefSeq and is a predicted model, not a curated record. Gene Ontology annotation, cellular component: mitochondrial inner membrane. Bases 1 to 1095 code for a protein of 364 amino acids. NCBI's taxonomy places the organism in Eukaryota, Fungi, Ascomycota, Sordariomycetes, Ophiostomatales, Ophiostomataceae. The transcript has a single exon.
AUGAUGCCAUUAGUGACAUCGAUAGGCCAGGCAGCGGCGAUGCGACGCCUGGCACCGCAGCUUAGCCGAGCCGUGGUGCUUUCGCGGACGGCGGCGGCUCAGGCAGGACCCCGGGCGGGCGGCUCGGCGGUGCGGGCAUUCCACCAGUCGACACGGCUUGGUGCAGGCUUCUUCUCAUCGGCGACACGGACCUCACUUCUCCCGUCGUCGGCCAAGACGGCAGCAAGCCGCAGCCUCAUUUCGCGGCUGGCCGGCGGCAGGCGGAGCUAUUACCAGCAGACACAGACGGCGGCAGGCGGCCAAGGGGUGCUGCGCAAGGUGCUGGUGGGUGGAGCGAUCUUUGGUGGGACGCUGGUGCUGACUAACGCGAUGUUCAACCGGGAGACGCGCGAGGACGGGGGGAUGCCGGUGUUCGAGCGCGAGUACCUCAACAACACGUUCCUGCACACGGGUCUGGGUGUGGGCAUCAUCGCGAUGACGGCGCGACAGAUGGUGCAAAGCGGGUUCGUGUACCGGAUCAUGAUGACGAACCCGUGGGUGAUGGCGAUCGGCGGCAUGGCGCUGAGCUUCGGCACGAUGAUCGGCACGCGGGCUAUCGACCCGGACAACUACCUGCCCAAGUACGCGCUCUGGACGGCGUUCAACGCGACACAGGCGGCAUUUGUGGCGCCGCUGGUGGCGUUUGUGCCGGGCGCGCUGCUGGCCCGCGCUGGUCUCUACACGGUGGCCAUGAUGGGCUCGCUCUCGCUCGUCGGCGCCACGGCCAAGCAGGAAAAGUACCUCUACCUGGGCGGCCCGCUGCUGGCCGGCUGUGCCAUCGUGCUGGUGUCGGGGCUGGCGCCACUGGUCAUCCCGGCGACGGCAGUGCGGGCAUUGGCCUUUUCCGAGAAUAUCUGGCUGUAUGGCGGCCUGGCCGUGUUUGGCGGCUUCACGCUCUACGACGUGCAAAAGGUGCUGCACCACGCGCGGCUUGCCGAGCGCGGCGUCAUCAAGCGCGACCCCGUCAACGAGAGUAUCUCGCUCGAGCUAGACUUUCUCAACAUCUUCAUCCGCAUGGUGCAGAUUCUGAUGAUGCAGCAGAACCGGCGGAAGUGA